Mytilinidion resinicola is the source of this 1367-nucleotide messenger RNA. Its product is annotated as guanine nucleotide-binding protein-like protein subunit beta 1. Gene Ontology annotation, biological process: G protein-coupled receptor signaling pathway. Lineage: Eukaryota; Fungi; Ascomycota; Dothideomycetes; Mytilinidiales; Mytilinidiaceae. Gene Ontology annotation, molecular function: signaling receptor complex adaptor activity; protein binding. The transcript is spliced from 5 exons. Bases 211 to 1266 code for a protein of 351 amino acids. The record is from RefSeq and is a predicted model, not a curated record. Gene Ontology annotation, cellular component: cytoplasm; heterotrimeric G-protein complex.
CAGCGCACCUCUCCACCGCACAGCCAGCUUCACCGUGUCCGGCCAUUGUCCUCGCGCCGCGCCCAGUCGCCCUUCUCUGCGACCGCCGGACCCUCCCAGCGUCUCUAACUUCGAGUCCCAAUCCACCGCCGCGAGAGGAGCCCCCCUGAUCCGCUCUGCCUUACCCGUCCGCGCGACGACGUCGUCCACGCCGCCCGAAAGUUGCCAAUCAUGGCCGACAUGAGUGCCGAGUCGAUCCAGCAGAAGAUCCAGAUUGCCAGGCGUGAUGCGGAGGCUCUCAAGGACCGCAUCAAGCGCAAGAAGGAUGAGCUGGCCGACACCACCCUCCGCGAUGUCGCACGACAGCGCGUCGAUGCGCUGCCCCGCCUCACCAUGAAGACGAAGCGCACGCUCAAGGGCCAUCUGGCCAAGAUCUAUGCCAUGCACUGGUCGACCGACCGCCGGCAUCUCGUCUCCGCCUCGCAGGACGGCAAGCUGAUCAUCUGGGACGCCUACACCACCAACAAGGUCCACGCCAUUCCUCUCCGCUCCUCGUGGGUCAUGACCUGCGCCUACUCGCCCAGCGGCAACUACGUAGCUUGUGGAGGACUCGACAACAUCUGCUCCAUAUACAACCUGUCUGCUCGCGAAGGCCCCACUCGCGUUGCCCGCGAACUCUCCGGCCACUCUGGCUACCUCAGUUGCUGUCGUUUCAUCAGCGACCGCCGCAUCCUCACUUCGUCUGGCGACAUGACCUGCGUUCUCUGGGAUCUGGAAACCGGCUCCAAGGUGCACGAGUUCGCCGACCAUCUUGGUGACGUGAUGAGCUUGAGCAUCAACCCUCUGGACGCCAAUCAGUUCGUGUCCGGUGCCUGCGACGCCUUUGCGAAGCUGUGGGAUAUCCGCCAGCAAAAGUGCGUGCAGACAUUCGCUGCCCACGACUCGGACAUCAACGCUAUCCAAUUUUUCCCCAAUGGAAACGCUUUUGGUACUGGAUCCGAUGACGCGUCUUGCCGCCUGUUUGACAUCCGCGCCGACCGCGAGCUCCAGAGCUACACUAUUGGCGAGCCCGUAUGUGGCAUUACUUCGGUUGCUUUCUCCGUGUCGGGACGACUACUUUUUGCAGGCUACGACGACUUCGAGUGCAAGGUCUGGGAUGUUCUUCGUGGAGAGCGAGUGGGCACGCUUCAAGGUCACGACAACCGUGUCAGCUGUCUUGGCGUGAGCAUGGAUGCAAUGAGCCUGUGCACGGGAUCGUGGGACUCAAUGUUGCGUAUCUGGGCAUGAUAAGGCUGCUCUACACUGCAAGAUGUACGACGAUAAUGGUGUGAGCCAGCAGCUUCGGGCUGUAGCUGGUCCAGACACAAAUAAUCCUCAACCUGUAUGCU